AUGGACGAGUCGCGGCCCAUGGACGCUGAAACCAUCUCGCCGCCCAUCCGGGCCUUCUCGCCUUCACCCUCAAUUCCACCCACGCCCGCCAUCUCAUCGUACUCCUCCCCAGACCGCACUUUCUCUUCCACCUCUUCCCGCUCCACAUCCUCCGCCACCUCCGCAGAUGCACGGUCAACCAUCUCGACCUCGUCCCGCCGCCAUGGAUACAUCCGCGCCUUUGGAGCCGAGUUCUCCGAAUCAGCCCGACACCGCGACAGCGUCAUGAGCCUGGGCAGUAUUGCCCACCUACAAUACUAUUUUGCUCGGACGGGCCUGUUGGACGGGAAAGGUGGCCGAGGUCGCGAGUAUCAAAAGAAGAAGAAUCAGGAGAAUGUGCCCCGGGUGUUGAUCACCCCUAACGAGCGGAAUAUGGAUGAUUUCACCGCAAGCCCGACGGAAAUGACGGACUCGGCGGAAUUGGAGCCCGGUCACGAAGAUGAGGACGGCGAGGUGAUGCUGCCGCCCACCGUGAGCACAUAUAGCAUCAAAACACACCACAUACCGCCUCCGCCGGAUCUGAUGUCCCUGCGCCGCGAUUUAAUGAUUGCGCUGGACAAGGCGGAAAAGAAUAUCGAGGCUAUCGAGAAUGGCGCGGAGCCUCCUCCGCGGGAACCGCUGCGAUCCAGUCUGUCCCCGGGCGAUGUCCCCGAGCCAUCGGAAGAUGAGCAAUCGCGAGAGGCACUGGCCCCUCAAACCAAAGAGGAGGCGCAGGGCAUGUGCAUUCUCGACGAUGUGACUAUGGCCAUCCGGGCAGCCAAGAUUUACUAUACUACUCAUGAACGCCCGGACCGUUUGGCCUCCAUUAAGAGUGAGCGCGAGAUCCGCAAGGAUCUUUUCCAUGUGCUUGAUGUCCUGAAACGAUGGGCAGCGCGCCAUUUCGCCAGCGGGCUGCGCGAGGAGGAACGUGUCGUGGUUCAAGGGUGGAUUUCCAAUGUCCGAACCAUGCUGGUUCGCGAGAAGGCGCUCGAAGACCUUGAAGCCCAGGAACGACAGAGCUGGGACUGGGCCAAUGGUGACUGGACAGGGCGAGAGCGAGCCCGUGAGGAGUCCUUCCUCCGUAGUCUGGCGCAAAAUGGGGACUCCCUGCCGGAGUGGACCCCCGUCGAGGAGGCGGCCCCCGACUCCCUGCCGACCCCAUUCCUGGACCGCUUCCGAGAUGGCCGGGUCCUGGUGCAGCUGCACAACCUUGCGAUCAAAAAGUCCAAGCGGCCCUUCGGCGAAAUUAAAGCUUUCCACCAGGACAUCGCCAAACCCUACCGGCAGGCAGAAAACCUCCGGUUCUGGGUCAAGGCCGCGGAGCUGCGAUGGGAGCUCCGGCUUGGGGUGGACGUGAUGGGGAUCGUCCAGGGCAACAGCGAAGUCGCCUGGAAGCAAUUCGAUACGGCAUUGCUGGCAUGGUGCAAGACGGUCCGCGAGGAGCUGGUGCGAGAUUGGCAGGCGGCCAACCCGGGGCGGCCCCCGAGUGCCGGUCUGAUUUGA
Molecule: messenger RNA, 1521 nt
Organism: Penicillium alfredii
Lineage: Eukaryota; Fungi; Ascomycota; Eurotiomycetes; Eurotiales; Aspergillaceae
Exons: 1
Coding region: 1-1521 (506 amino acids)
Source: RefSeq, a predicted model, not a curated record